GCUUCGUGCUGUUGGAUGUUUUUGAGAAGAGUAUAUACAGCUGUGUGGUAAAUAGGGGCUUCUUUACGUCUUUUUGUUAAUAUAAUUGAAAUAAUUAUAUUAGAUUUUGGACAUUUUAAUUCUUAGCUGGUGUUGAUAAGGAGUCGUUGAAUUAAAUCGAAUUAAAAUGUCAGAACAACAGCAGUUUUUCUUGAAAUGGAACGAUUUCCAGUCAAACAUGGUCUCUUCAUUCAAACACCUUAGGGAUGAGAAGAGCUUUACUGACGUGACACUGGCUUGUGAGGGUCAGACGUGUAAGGCCCACAAGAUGGUCCUGUCUGCCUGCAGUCCGUAUUUCAAGUCAUUACUGGAGGAGAACCCGUCAAAACAUCCCAUUAUAAUACUGAAGGACGUGCCAUUUAGCCACCUGCAGGCUAUUCUGGAGUUCAUGUAUGCGGGGGAAGUAAACGUGUCACAGGAACAACUCCCAGCAUUCCUCAAGACUGCUGAUAGACUCAAGGUGAAGGGGCUGGCCGAAGCGCCACAAAACAUCAAGCGGGAAGGCUAGAACUGUUUGCCGUCCCCACUCUCUGCAGCAUUCUUUUCAAUGUGACUGAUUUCUUACCGUUCUGACGGAAACAACAUGACCUUAGAUAAUCGUUGUUAAUAUUACUGUACAGUUUACUAUUAAGGUGGGAAGGUGUUGUUGUUUCCGGUAGCCCUGGAUUGAUUUAAUUUACUUAAGCUUUCAUCAUCGUUAACUUGCACUUGACUAGCCGCGUUGCGGUGACGAUUUUUAUUAGAAGUGGACCAUAUUCAAGUUGUAGCUGACUACACCUCUGAUUUUACAGUAUUUACUGAAAGGUAAAAGACAAUUGUUGUAUUAUUGUACAUUAGUGUUCGAUCUUUAAUUGUAAAUUUGUUUGGUUAUUUAAUGAUUUUAAAGAAAUUUAAAUGGAAGAACAGAGGUAUUGAGUGUUAUUUAAGGUAACAGCACAAUAAAGAAGCUGCCAAGAUAUUUUUUUAUUUUAAAUUACAAUCCAUCAGUCAUAUUUGGCUGUAGUUUUGCAUCAACAUUCCCAUACUUGAGUUUUUAAGUCAGCGUGUAAAUGCUGUUAUAGCAUAUAAAAAUUUAUACAGAAUAGUUUGUUCUAGGAUCGUAACAUAAAUUAUAAUUAACUGUGAUGAGCUUUUAUGUGCAAUCAUAAAUAACAUUUUAUUUCUUA
Molecule: messenger RNA, 1205 nt
Organism: Homalodisca vitripennis (glassy-winged sharpshooter)
Lineage: Eukaryota; Metazoa; Arthropoda; Insecta; Hemiptera; Cicadellidae
Product: longitudinals lacking protein-like
Exons: 3
Coding region: 167-547 (126 amino acids)
Biological process (GO): regulation of transcription by RNA polymerase II
Cellular component (GO): nucleus
Molecular function (GO): protein binding
Source: RefSeq, a predicted model, not a curated record